AAGUUUCGUCCAAUUCUGUGAUUGGUCCAUUAAAGUGCGGGAAAUACAAAAGUGUAAACAUAUUUUUAAUUUUAAUCAUAAUAAUGGAAAUUAAAACGGUGUCAAACAAUAUCAAACUUCUUCUUGAGAGAAGAAUUAAUCCCACUAUAAUUCAAAAAAACAAAAUUACUAAUAAAAAAUCCAAAAGAGGACGUGAUAUUUUAUGUUUUAAUGAUUUAGAAUAUACCAUCCAUAGAGUAAUAAAUGCCACAUCGUAUUACAGGUGUAGACAAAGGAGUUGCUUAGGAUGGGGUAUUUUACAAUCAGGUAGGUUCACAGAGAUGCAGGAUCAUACCAUAGAACAGUGUAAAUCACAUAUUGGCAAUAUGUUUACUCCAUGUCAACCCUUAGUAACACAGAACAUGCAACCUGUUAAUGCCAUAUCAAGCAAUAUAUGUGCCCCAUCUCAACUCUCUGUAGCAAACUACCAAACAACUAUAACUAGCAAUAUGUUUACUCCAUGUCAACCCUUAGUAACACAGAACAUGGAACCUGCUAAUGCCAUAUCAAGCAAUAUAUGUGCCCCAUCUCAACUCUCUGUAGCAAACUACCAAACAACUAUAACUAGCAAUAUGUUUACUCCAUGUCAACCCUUAGUAACACAGAACAUGCAACCUACUAAUGCCAGAUCAAGCAUUAUAUUAACUCAAUCUCAGCUAUUACCAGCAUUUAAUAUACAACCUACAAUAUCUAGUACAGAAGAUGUAAAUAAUGCCCAAAUGCUAUUAGAAUAA
Molecule: messenger RNA, 773 nt
Organism: Gordionus sp. m RMFG-2023
Lineage: Eukaryota; Metazoa; Nematomorpha; Gordioida; Chordodea; Parachordodidae
Exons: 9
Coding region: 84-773 (229 amino acids)
Source: RefSeq, a predicted model, not a curated record